This is a messenger RNA of Protobothrops mucrosquamatus (brown spotted pit viper), 2792 nucleotides long. It is a transcript of the gene ZNF148, whose product is annotated as zinc finger protein 148. The record is from RefSeq and is a predicted model, not a curated record. Lineage: Eukaryota; Metazoa; Chordata; Lepidosauria; Squamata; Viperidae. Bases 143 to 2533 code for a protein of 796 amino acids. The transcript has 7 exons.
UGGUGCCCGGGGCUGCAGCCCUGCUGGCGGCCUGGGGGCUCUGAGCCCCUCAUCACCUCCUCCUGUCGCCGGUUGUGUCGCCGCCGUCGCCGCCACCGCCCUUCUCUCCGCCGUUUUGGGCCGCCGGUUACUGCACUUAAGAAUGAACAUUGAAGAUAAGCUAGGAGGAUUGUUUCUUAAAUGUGGUAGCAUAGAACAGAUGCAGUCAUCGAGGGAUAUGGUUGGAAUGGGUGCCACCUCUGACCACUCGGCAAUUUCUGUGGAACGGCAAGGAGCAGUGCUUCAAGACCGGGCUAUGGCACGUCAAGAAAUCCUUUCUGCAGAUGACGUUUUACAAGAAAGUGAACUCCGACCGCAAGAAAUGAUCCCGCAUGAUGAACUUAUGGUUCAUGAAGAGACGGUGAAAAAUGAUGAUGACAUAGAGGGACAAGACAGACUCCCCCAAGGGCUUCAUUAUGCAGUCAAUGUUCCUCAGAUCAGUGUGAAACAAGAAAUUACAUUUACUGAUGUGACUGAGCAGCAGAAACGGGACAAAAAGCUAAUGCGAGAAGGUAUAGAUAUGCAAAAGAAGAAGAAAAGAAAGCAGCGUUCCCCAGCAAAGAUCCUUACAAUAAAUGAGGAUGGAUCACUUGGUCUGAAAACUACCAAAUCUCACAUUUGCGAGCAUUGUAAUGCUGCCUUUAGAACCAACUACCAUUUACAAAGACAUGUCUUCAUUCAUACAGGUGAAAAACCAUUUCAGUGCAAUCAGUGCGAGAUGCGUUUCAUACAGAAGUACCUUCUACAGAGACAUGAGAAGAUUCAUACCGGUGAGAAACCAUUUCGAUGUGAUGAAUGUGGCAUGAGAUUCAUACAGAAGUAUCACAUGGAAAGACAUAAGAGAACUCAUAGUGGAGAGAAGCCUUAUCAGUGUGAAUACUGCUUGCAGUUCUUCUCAAGGACUGAUCGUGUACUGAAACACAAACGUAUGUGCCAUGAAAACCGUGACAAGAAACCCAAUAGAAGUGCCACCAAAGUUGGCCUUUUGACUCCUGAUGAAGAUCAAGGCUUCCCUAUAUCUUUGAAAGACUGUUCUUUGCCAAAAAAGAAGAGGCAAAAAACUGAGAAAUUGAAAUCUUCUGGGAUGGAUAAAGAAACUGGGACAGACAAAUCUGAACAUAGGAAAGAUAAGAAUGAUUUCUUGCCGUUGUAUGCUGGCAGUACUAAAAUAAAGGAUGAAUAUAUGGUGGCGGAAUAUGCAGUUGAGAUGCCCCAUUCUUCUGUCACUGGAGGUCAUUUGCAGGAAGCAAAUUCUGGAGAAAUACACCCACCUAAACUCGUGCUCAAAAAGAUUAACAGUAAGAGAAACCUCAAGCAGCCACUGGAGCAUAGUCAGACCAUUUCAUCCCUAGCUUCUUAUGAAGACAGCAAGGUUUCAAAAUAUGCCUUCGAUCUUGUGGAUAAACAAGGCUUACUGGAGGCUGAAGGCAAUGCUGAUAUUGACCAGGUUGAUUCUUUACAGGAAGGUCCCAGUAAACCCGUCCACAGCAGUACAAACUAUGACGAUGCAAUGCAGUUUUUAAAGAAAAGGCGGUAUCUCCAAGCGGCUAAUAGUAACAGCAGAGAAUAUGCUUUGAAUGUUGGCACUAUCGCUUCACAGCCGUCAGUCACCCAGGCUGCUGUAGCAAGCGUGAUCGAUGAAGGUAGCACAGCAUCAAUAUUGGAUACAUCGGCAUUGAAUGUGGAGAUUAAAGGAAGCCAUGACAAAAGUGUCAUUCCAGAUGAAGUACUUCAAACUCUUUUAGACCAUUAUUCGCAUAAAGCCAAUGGCCAGCAUGAGAUUGCUUUCAAUGUGGCUGAUACUGAAGUGACUUCCAGCAUAUCUAUAAAUUCUUCUGAAGUGUCAGAGGUUACUCAAGCGGAGAAUGUUGGAACAAGUUCUCAAGGUUCCUCCUCUGACAAAGCCAGUAUGUUACAGGAAUAUUCCAAGUUUUUGCAGCAAGCUUUGGACAGGACGAGCCAAAAUGAUGCCUAUUUGAACAACUCAAGCCUUAAUUUUGUGAAUGACAACCAGUCUCUUACAGGGCAACCAGCAUUCUCUGCUAUUGACAAACAGGUCUAUGCAUCUAUACCUGUUAACAGUUUUCGAUCGGGAAUGAACUCUCCCCUAAGAACAACUCCAGACAAGUCUCACUUUGGACUGAUUGUUGGCGAUUCCCAGCACUCUUUUCCCUUUUCAGGUGAUGAGCCAAAUCACUCUUCAUCAUCCUCUACCCAGGACUUCUUGGAUCAAGUGACCUCUCAGAAGAAGGCAGAGGCACAGCCUGUCCAUCAAGCGUAUCAGAUAGGCUCGUUUGAGCAACCAUUCAGGGCUCAGUAUCAUGGAACACGAGCUGGCUUAUCAUCUCAGUUUAAUACUGCUAAUGGACAAGUGAACCUGCGGGGACCGGGGGGAAGUGCUGAUUUCCCAGAAUUUCCUUUGGUGAAUGUAAAUGAUGCUCGGGCAGGGAUGAACUCAUCACCUGAUGCGACCACAGGCCAAACAUUUGGCUAAGAAAAUCUGUAGAAAUAACAUUGGCACUUUACCACAGGUCUGUUGAGAAUGAGUGUCUUCUGUAUAAGAUGGCUCCUAUACAGAUUUAAGGCCUUGUGUUAUAAUGAAAAAGUAAGCUGGUACAGCAUAUUAAUGAUUACUUUUUUUUAAUUAAUUGUCAUUUUUUUUUAAUUGCCUUAUAAGUGGGCGUCCACUGAAAAGGCAGGUGGCUGUUUCCUUUUUUGAGAUCAGGAAUUUGCUGUGUUGAGAUUGAUUAAAA